GUAUGUAACUUUAGAGACAGUCCCUUAAUUUCCACAUAUACGCGAAUAUCAAACGUCAAACGUCAAACCAACUUUCAUUCCAAUGCUAGUUAAACCGGUUUGCAUGCACGCAUUGUUAUGACUAUAGCUUAAAGCACACACAGAACACAGAAAGAGCGCGGGAGGAGAAGAAUCGUAAAAGUUAAAUUUGCUCCUCUAGGCGCUAGGACUUAAUAUGGGAAGUAAAGCUGCAAAUUCAGAUUCAGGGAGAUCCCUGUCUCUAAAACCAUAUCAUAUAUCUGAAGAAUAUGGCUUUGCUUUGCCUGAUCCUCUGGUGGAGCUGCCGCUGUACUUCCAGCCCUGGAUGGAAAUCGCUGGACGUGUCAGUGAGCUUGUUUCUUCUCACUCUCUUCGUUCAUCUGUUCAUAAGAUGCCUGUGUUGGAGACUGACCUGCUGCAAAGUCAUCGAGAGCUGCGCCUGGCUCAUCUGGCUCUGAGCGUCAUCACUAUGGGUUAUGUAUGGCAGGAGGGUGAGGAAGAUAAAGUUAAGGUUCUCCCGCAGAACCUAGCAGUACCGUACUGGCAGGUAUCUCAGAGGUUGGGUCUCCCGCCCAUCCUUACUUACGCUGAUGGGGUCUUGGCCAACUGGAGGAAAAAAGAACCAGAUGGUCCACUUAACAUGGAGAAUCUGGAGUUGUUGUUCAGUAUACCUGGUGGGGAAAGUGCAAAAGGUUUUUUCCUCGUCAGUCUGUUGGUGGAACUGGCUGCUAUUCCUGCUCUCAGGGCCAUCCCUGAAGUGAUCGGUGGUGUCUGCGACGGUGAUGUGGCCGUGGUGACCCGAGGUCUCGAUGUUGUCAGUAGGUCUAUAGAAGACAUGAAGGAAGCGUUCAAACAAAUGCACGUAUAUGUGGAUCCUUCUGUAUUCUAUGGCAUUAUGAGGAUCUUUUUAUCGGGGUGGAAAGACAACCCAUCGAUGGCAGAGGGACUCGUGUAUGAGGGCGUUCAGGCUGAACCGAUGGAGUUUUCAGGAGGGAGUGCAGCUCAGAGCAGUCUGCUCCACUGCUUCGACGAGCUGCUAGGCAUCAAACAUGAGGAAAAGAGUGCGAAUUUCCUGACCCGAAUGAGAGGCUACAUGCCUCCAUCUCACAGACGCUUCAUCGAGGAAAUAUCUUGUGCUUCGUCCCUGAGGGCCUUUGUGCUAAAACAAGCCAACGAGCGUCUGACGGAGGCCUUCGAUCACUGCGUGGCUCAGCUGGUUUCACUGCGGAGUUACCACAUCAGUGUAGUGUCACGCUUCAUCACCAUCCCAGCGUCCCGAGCCAAACAGCUCCGCUGUGAAGGCCCAGAGUCUAUAGAAGAACGCAACCCUGUGUGGAAAGCACCCACAACGCUGGAAGAAAGAGGAACAGGCGGCUCGGAGAUCAUGAGCUUCCUGAAGACUGUGAGGGACAAAACGAAAGACGUUUCGAUCUCAGUGGGAAGUGACGUAUGAAGACACUGUCUGAGGUCAUCAAGGAAUAUGAAGGAAAGAUACUCAAAAUUUAUCCUACUCUUAAAAAAGUUACUGUAAUAAAAGUCUCAUUAGUGAGUGUUUUUGCAUUGCAAAGAACGUGUGAAAAAUAUUCAAUAUUCUAUCAAUUCUCCUAGUGUUGUGAAGCCAGCAUUAAACCAGUUUGGA
This is a messenger RNA of Ictalurus punctatus (channel catfish), 1657 nucleotides long. Its product is annotated as indoleamine 2,3-dioxygenase 2. Gene Ontology annotation, biological process: 'de novo' NAD+ biosynthetic process from L-tryptophan. Gene Ontology annotation, cellular component: cytoplasm. The transcript is spliced from 10 exons. The record is from RefSeq and is a predicted model, not a curated record. Lineage: Eukaryota; Metazoa; Chordata; Actinopteri; Siluriformes; Ictaluridae. Bases 215 to 1471 code for a protein of 418 amino acids. Gene Ontology annotation, molecular function: L-tryptophan 2,3-dioxygenase activity; heme binding; indoleamine 2,3-dioxygenase activity.